Molecule: messenger RNA, 405 nt
Organism: Cantharellus anzutake
Lineage: Eukaryota; Fungi; Basidiomycota; Agaricomycetes; Cantharellales; Hydnaceae
Exons: 2
Coding region: 1-405 (134 amino acids)
Source: RefSeq, a predicted model, not a curated record
AUGAAAAAGUCCACUGUUUUCAUAUGCCCCAUCAUCCCUCCUACAGCACUGCCUGAGGCCCAGAACAUCCAUGGGCUCCAGUAUAACUUGGUCAUCCCUGACCAGGGGCUUUUGUUGACUAAUGAUGCAAAAGUUGAAAACUGUGCUGCCAUAUGCCAGAAAGCCUUCAUGGGUAUAGAAGAGCUAGAUGUUUCAGACCCUGAAAAUCCAUGCCUUCAUCUUGGUGGGCAUAAUUCAUGCAACAUUCAGACCUCAGCUGCCAGAAUUUGGGCCUUGCAAUAUGCAUGCAAUAUGGGGAUGAAAGCCAUGGACUGUCUUUGUCAAAUCAUCAACUCACACAGUGAGGCAGCAGAUGAUGACAAGGCAGAGGAGGCAAAAAAGUUGUAUGAAGCAGAAGAGCACUGA